AUGAAGAAACUGAAGCAAGGCACAUCUAAUUUCACAAUCGUGAAAGACCGAGUAUUGUUUUUACAGUCCAUAAGCGGAAUGUGGAUUGACCUGACAGAUGAUUUUGGAUGUUCUCCAUUACAUCAUGCUGUUCAAGAUGGUUGUAUUCCUUUAGUGGAAAGUCUGCCUUUGGCUCGUGCUUGUGUCAAUAUGUCCGAAAGGUUUAGAGUUACCCCCAUCAUGAUUGCAAUAAACAAUAACAAACCAGAAUUAGUGACAAUUUUAAUCAAAUAUGGAGCACGAAUCAAUGGUAGCUUUCAAGGAAACAUACCGAAUCCAAUUCAAAUGGCAUGCAACAUUGGCAAUGAAGCUAUCAUGCAAAUUCUUGAAGACAGGACAACAUAUGAAAAACAGGCAAGGCACAGAGUUUGUGAAGACAUUGGUUUGUCUAAAGAACCACCACUGCACUUGAAUUCCAGUGAUGUAGGGUCAGACUAA
Paramuricea clavata is the source of this 477-nucleotide messenger RNA. The record is from the annotation of a GenBank genome assembly. Lineage: Eukaryota; Metazoa; Cnidaria; Anthozoa; Malacalcyonacea; Plexauridae.